Molecule: messenger RNA, 1110 nt
Organism: Maudiozyma barnettii
Lineage: Eukaryota; Fungi; Ascomycota; Saccharomycetes; Saccharomycetales; Saccharomycetaceae
Gene: INP1
Product: Inp1p
Exons: 1
Coding region: 1-1110 (369 amino acids)
Biological process (GO): peroxisome inheritance
Cellular component (GO): extrinsic component of intraperoxisomal membrane
Source: RefSeq, a predicted model, not a curated record
AUGGUUGAGGUUAAAGGAAAUGGCAAUACAACCUCAAAAUCUCCAUUUAAGAGUAUUAAACGUGUAUUAAAAUUCAAUAAACAACAUGAUCGAAGUGCUACCUGCCAAUCAAUUCCAAAGCUUGAAUAUACUUCCCAUCUCAAGUCUCGAGGAUCAUCAAUGGAGGUUAAAACGGGUAACCGGUCCCAUAGCACUAAGACAUCCAAUAACAGAAAGUCGGCACAACGAAUAUCUUUAUUUUAUUGUGAUAAUGUUAAAGUAUUAAAUGCUACAUUAUCUACACCCAAUCCUACGUUACAAGAUUUUCGUUACACAUCUACCUCGUUGCUGGCAAUGGGACCACUAGAAAUAUAUGAGAUCAAGACAAACAGUUCAUGCUCAAAAUAUUUAACUAUUGGAAAAAAUAGUGAUAUCGUACAUCCAUUAUUACCAAAAUUGAAGGUAACUAAGUUAAUUAUACAUGAGAAUAGUGAAGAAAUUAAUAGGUACUAUAUUUCGUUCUCCAACCCAUCGCGAUUCUGGGAGAUUCAAUUUCCUCAGGAUGAUAGCAUCAAGAAUGACAUAUUCGAGAGUGUAAUAUCUAAAUCAUGUAGGUUAAUAUAUCUUGAAGAUAAGUAUAAGAUUGAAAAGGAGUUUAGCAAUGUGAUUACUGAAGAUGAUUCUAAGACGAUUAAUAAUGAUAGCAUUGAUGACCUGAAUUAUUUACUGGAAGACAGUGACAGUGACAAUGAUGAUAUAAGCAUUACCAAAACUAUUAUGGAUUCUGACAAGAAUAAAAAAGCUAACAAUUCAACAUAUUAUCCCAAUAAAAGUUCUAAACUAUUAAGCAAUUCGAAUGACAUCAAUCAACAAUUUAGAAAAGUAAUAGAAGAAAUGUCACCAUUUACUGAGAAGGUCGAGUCUCACAAUAAAUGGGUAUGGAAACAAUCAAAUCAUCAAAACUUAGCACCAUCAGAGAAAAAUAACAAAAAGAUGGCCUACAGAAGAAGUUUAUACGUUUCGAACCCAAAUAUAUUAUUAGAUAUAGGUUCAAUAAAGACCAACAGACGAUCUGUGUCCGGAUUGUCAGAUUAUGAUACAUUAGUAUCUUUGCAUAACUUACGAAUUUAA